Molecule: messenger RNA, 1107 nt
Organism: Ipomoea triloba (trilobed morning glory)
Lineage: Eukaryota; Viridiplantae; Streptophyta; Magnoliopsida; Solanales; Convolvulaceae
Product: sporamin B-like
Exons: 1
Coding region: 268-897 (209 amino acids)
Molecular function (GO): endopeptidase inhibitor activity
Source: RefSeq, a predicted model, not a curated record
AAAGAAGACUGCAGUUGCGCAAAACAGAAGUCAUUUCAUCCAUCUAAAACUGCAGUUGUGUUGAACGGAUGAAUAGCCUCUGUUCCGCGUAAUUGCAAUUCUAUUUCAACACAACUACAGUAUCAAUUCAACACAAUUGCAGUAUCAGUCAUUGGACCAUGGCCCACAAUAUAAUUUGGGCUAUAAAUCGCAUGCUUGAAACCUCAACACAACACACCCACAAAUAUCAUUACCUCUCUUCUCCCACAUUGUCCUCUAGCUAGCAACAUGAAGGCCCUCGCACUCUUAUUCGCACUUUCCCUCUAUCUCCUCCCCAACCCAAUUCAUUCCACGCGCAACCCCAUCCGCCUUCCCACCGCCGCGUCAGGCGGCAUUCCGGUGGUGGACGACCACGGACUCCCGCUCCUGCCCGGCACACCUUACAUAUUACGCUCCUGGAAUUGGACCCAUGGAGGACUGAGACUUGUUAGUUUGGACGGGGCGACGACCCAAUGCCCAAGCGACGUGGUCAUAUCGAGCGAUUUAGACGAAAUCGGCAUCCCCGUUAUGUUCACGCCGGCGGACCCCAACGCCCCCGUCGUCUUCGAGUGGACUCCCCAGAACAUCAAAUUCGACAUCCCGACGACCAGACUUUGCGUAAAUAACGUUUCUUGGGAGGCUCAGUACGACCCAAAAUCCGCGCAACGUUUCGUGAAGGCCGGUGAUGUUUUGUCGCACAAUUUCCAGAUUGAGUCGGUCGCACCCACCCUUCACGCUUACAAUAUCACUUAUUGUGAAUCCGGCGCCGACAACUGCUACCCCGUUGGCACACACUACGGUCCCGGCCAGCAGCUGCGUUUGGCUCUAAGUACUGAUCAACCCUAUUGUAUUUCGUUUAUGAAAGCUCGAUUUGCGUAACAGUGUAAUAUGUCCAUCCAAAUUCCAAAAUUUUCUAGAGGGGAUGAGAAAUAGAUAUUUCUCUUUUAAUUUUCUAUCUCUAUCCAUCCAAAUUCAAAAAUACUUAAUAAGGUAGGAGAAGUAUAAAUAUGUCCAAUAAAUUUUUUUAUGAGAAAAUAUAUUGUAUCUUUAGUCUGUCAAUUAAAGUGUAAUAGUUAUUUUUGUCCUUAA